AUGGGAGAUGAAGAAAAGCGCAGUUCGAAGCGGUCGAGGUUCGAUCAGACCGAGCCUGAUCCAAGGAAGACCUCAAGAUUCGACAGGAGAUCACGCUCCCCACCCUCAAGGCUCCCUGAUCGUACUCGGAGUAGAAGUCCAAUCUCGGCAAAAUCACCUUUGAGUCCAGGUGCAGGUGGUAGACCGGAUGCUGCAUCCGCUGCAGCGGCCGCAGCUGCACGCAUCAAUGCUCAAAUACAAGCAAAGAAAGGAAUACAGCAUGUUGAGACUGAAAGUCCUGGACCGAAAUCUGCGGCCUCGCCUGCCCCGUCGUCAUCCACUGCAGGCAAGCUAGACAGUGAUAUGUAUAUCAAUGAUGGUGACUACAUCAAAGACAUUGAAGUCAAUGAUCUUCGAAACCGCUACACUUUGACCAAAGGGUCAACUCAAAAGACGACUCCUGUCUACACUGCAAUAUGUCUGAUAGAUACCAAUGGUGCACAGAACCCUCCCCUUUACCUUCACAUUACCAGUACCUCCAAAGAAGGCCUCGAACAAGCUAUUACGAAAAUCAAUGAAUUGAUGAAGCAAGAGCUCCCCAAUCUGGUAGACGAACGGCGCUUUCGACGACGCGAACCCGACCAAGUCGAACGAGACGAGUUUGGAAGGCGCAAGUGGCCUGAAGAAAAGAUACCCAUCGACCUUGAACCAUUGCCAGGCUUCAACCUGAGAGCUCAAGUCGUUGGACACGGCGGUGCUUAUGUGAAGCACAUCCAAGGAGAGACUCGUUGCCGCGUUCAAAUCAAAGGGAGAGGCUCUGGAUUCACAGAGCAUGGCACCAAUCGUGAGAGUGAUGAGUCCAUGUACCUACAUGUCGCCGGCCCAGAUCCCAGUGAGGUUCAAAGGGCCAAAGAUCUUUGCCUGGAUCUUCUCAACAAUGUGCGAGAGCAGUACAAUCACUUUAAGGAGAAUCCACCUCAGCGUGCCGGCUUUGGUUAUGGGCAAAAUCAGCAACCUCAGAACCCUUAUGGUGGCUACGGUCAGCAGCAGUCCUCGGGCUAUGGGAGCUACGGAGGCGCCCAGUCUCCUACUCAAGCAGCACCACCUGGCACAUCUGGUCCGCCCGGUGCUAGUAGCCCCGGUGCAUCCGGAGCAGACUAUGCAGCGCAGUAUGCACAGUAUUACGGAGGCCAAGAUCCAUACGCAGCUUAUGGUGGCUAUCAAAACUAUGUAGCUCAAUACUAUCAAUACUAUCAGCAACAACAGGCACAGCAAGGACAGGAUCAGAGCGCGCCACCGCCUCCGGGAGAGGAUGCUCCUCCGCCACCUCCACCAAGCGGAUCACCUCCCAAUGGAGGCUAUAGUUCAGUACCACCACCUCCUGGAAUUGUCAUUGAUUGUGAAGUCUUCUCUAUAAAGACUACCUCCUUAGGCUUCCUCGAAAGCCAGGUGCAACGGAAGCUGGAUGACUUUGGAGGAAGCGAAACGCAGGUCCGUAGGAAUUAUCUCUAG
Molecule: messenger RNA, 1491 nt
Organism: Bacidia gigantensis
Lineage: Eukaryota; Fungi; Ascomycota; Lecanoromycetes; Lecanorales; Ramalinaceae
Exons: 7
Coding region: 1-1491 (496 amino acids)
Cellular component (GO): nucleus
Molecular function (GO): RNA binding
Source: RefSeq, a predicted model, not a curated record